Molecule: messenger RNA, 1970 nt
Organism: Drosophila ficusphila
Lineage: Eukaryota; Metazoa; Arthropoda; Insecta; Diptera; Drosophilidae
Exons: 4
Source: RefSeq, a predicted model, not a curated record
CCGACGCGAAAGUUUCGAGCGGAACGGCUAACGGUGAACGGCGAACGGUGAACGGCGAACGACGAGUGACGAACGACGAACGGUUAACGGUCAAAAAGGACGAACGGCGAAAAGGACGAAAGUCGAUUAGUAAACCGCCAUUCCGGGCUGCCCGCCGAUCCUUUAUAACGCCGGCAUUCCACGAGCGAACGAGAGACGACCACCUAAUGCUCAUUGAAAUUUACGAUUAUGCUGCGAAAUUAUUAAACAAUAUGACCGCCAGAGGAGUCAGAGGAGCCAGAGGAGCCAGGCAACCGCCACCACCAGUCGAAACAGCCGAAACACCCGGAAAAACGGGAAAAUCCGCGAAAUCCAAAAAAACCGGAAAAGCUGAAAAAGCCGGAACGGCGAACGGCGAGAGCGUGAAAAGCCAAUCCCCGGGCAAUCAGCUGAGGGCUCUGCUCAACCGCACCCUGUCGAAGGUGGCCGGCGUCAAUCCCGCCCGCCAGCUAAUGAUGCCCAACCUGCCCCUCUCCGCCUUGCUGCUCCAAACGCUCGAGGCGGCGGACAUGGCCCACGGCCAGGACAUCGAUCAUCCGACCCGUGGACCCACUGCCACCACGGAUCCCACAGCGGUCGAUGAGCUGCAGCUGAGCAGUACAGUGUUCCCUGGGAACGCCACCGGGAUUGGUCCGUUGGCGGGUGGCGGAGAGGGGGGAACGGAGGCGUACCUGCCGGCGGGCAACCUCAGCGGUUUCAUCGAAUCCUCGACCACGGCGGUGAUGAGCACACUGCCCACCAGCAGCAUGGCCAGCUUUCAGGCCCAAACGGUGGCCACCUUCAUCGCGGCCACCGGCACCAAGAAUCGCCCAACGACCAUCGUUGUCUACCCAACGGUUUCACCCGAGUCGAUCGUCAUACCGAUCGUGUCGUGCAUCUUCGGCUUCCCGAUCCUGGCGCUGAUCGUGAUCUGCUGCCUGCGGAGGAGGGCCAAGCUGGCCAGGGAGCGGGACAGGAGGCGCAACUACGACAUGCAGGACCAUGCCGUCAGCCUGGUCAGAUUUAGUCCAAUACAUAGGCUUAAUUACCGAUCGUCGCGAGCUAUCAGUCUACGUCCUGAACGAAGUCUAAGCCAGGGCUUCACCUCCCUGGAGCUGGACACUGUGCUGGAGGAGCGAUGCAGCGACGUGGAGCAGACCCAGACGGAGAUGUUCAAUCCGGAGUCGCCGAUGGACACCGCCUCCUACAAGAUGUCCUUCUCCUCGAGCUAACAGUUAGCCAAGCAGCAGCCGGAGCACCCUGCUCCGCCGGCCACCAAUGAGUUGGCUUCAGCUGAGCAGCAAACCGAUUCUCAGGAGCCGACGAAGGUUCCUCCGGUGGCCAAACCAUCGCAGCUUCUGCCUCCACAGCCUCAGCUCCGUAAGACGGCGAGUGUGAGGGAUGAUCCGGCCGCCAAGCGCAGGAGUCGCCUCCAGGAGAUUCGGGCUGCCAGUAGCGGAGGAGGAGGAGGAGAAGGAGCCGCCGCCGCCGCCUUUACCAAAAGGGAAUCCAAACGGGACCGUCGGCGAGGUGCUGCAGCAGGAUCGAGUAGUGCAUCCGGAGGAGGUUCCCCUGCCAUGCGGAAAUCGCACUCCUUGGACGCCGCCGAGAGCUACUCGCUGGCCAGCAUCCAGGCUCCACUCUGGGUAACUCUCACCAACGCCCGCACCAUCGACGAACUGGCUCAGCAGAAGAUGUGAACUCCAUCCCCAGCUGCAUCCACAUCUGCAACAGCAACUCCAUCUCCAUCUCCAUCUGCAACUGCAUCCUUUAGUCCAAUAUCCAUCGCUCGCUUAGCACAAAUCCCACAGAAUCCCCACCCCGCCCACAUAGGAAACCUGUAAAUGUUUAGAUGGAAAUUCGAAUUAAUGUGUAACGCAAAAGAGCUACUUGCAUCAUUAACCAAAGCUAAUGAUUUAAUAAAGUUUAAAAGACCAACAGAAAUAGUAAGA